Messenger RNA from Linum tenue, 351 nucleotides. The record is from the annotation of a GenBank genome assembly. Lineage: Eukaryota; Viridiplantae; Streptophyta; Magnoliopsida; Malpighiales; Linaceae.
AUGAAAAUGAAUAACAUCACCGAGCCACACAGCCGCAGCAUGCUCCAGAGGCACAGGUACGGCCACCACAAGCACCGGCACCACGCCGCCACCGUAGUGGCAGGCUGCAAGGUGAACUUCGACGCAGUAAACUACAUGCCCCUGCGCAGGCGUUGCAGGGCUCCGUACCGAACGGGAACCUGCUGCCCGGCUUUCAAGAGAGUGGCAUGCCGCUUUACCGAUGAAAUCAACGACCAGAAGUCAAAUUGUGCCGGUGAGAUGUUUGGCCACAUCAACAGGUUCUACCCCAAAGGCUGGUUCUUCCAGAACUGCGGAGAAGGGCCCUUAGGCCUCAACUGCCUGCAGAUUUAG